UUGUAAAUUUCAUAAAAACUAUUUUAAUAAUUAUUUCUCUAUUAAAAUAGGAAUGUAUUUUAGGAUAUUACACUAUUUUCUUACUUCUUUUACUCUACUUUUACUUCUAACCAUGUCGUAAAAAGUAUGACGUUAAAUAAUGUAUGAAUCGAUUGGGAAUAUAUUUUCGAAAGCAAAACGUUUAGAAACUCGCAUUAUUUUUGAUAAAUGUCAAAAUACGAUGCUAAAAAUUAAUACAUCGAUAUAACCUAAUUUCAUAAUACUGGAAAGGUGUUAGAAAGGUGCUAAUUAAAUUAAAUGAUAAAAGAAGAGUAAUCAUAUGACGAAUGAUAAGAAAAUAAUAUUCUACAAUUGAAAUAGUAAAUUAAUCGUCGUCAAAAUGAGUGUUGUAACAGCUUUAAAGUUUUAUAUUACAAAAAUGACAGAUGAAGCAGGACCAAAUAUGAAGGUUCUUCUAAUGGAUAAACAAACGACAAGUAUAGUUAGUUUAUUAUAUAGUCAAUCCGAGAUGUUAAUGAAGGAAGUUUACUUAUUUGAAAGAAUAGAUUCUGGUAUCCGUACUGAUAGUUUAAUGCAUUUAAAAUGUAUUGUUUUCAUAAGACCAACUAAGGAAAAUAUUCAAUUACUUUGUAAUGAAUUAAAAUUCCCUAAAUAUGGUGUUUAUUUUAUUUAUUUUAGUAACAUUAUUGCAAAGGCUGAUAUCAAACUUCUGGCUGAAAGUGACGAACACGAAGUAGUCAGAGAAGUUCACGAGUAUUAUGCAGAUUAUUUAGCAAUUAGUCCACAUUUAUUUUCACUUGGGAUUCCUGCAUGUUCUAAAGGCUUGGUAUGGAAUCCGGAACAUUUGCAAAGAACAGUGCAAGGUAUAACGUCAGUUUUAUUAUCACUUAAGAAAUGUCCAUUUAUUCGUUAUCAAAAUAGUUCUGAAAUGGCAAAAAAGUUAGCAGAGAAAAUUCGUGAGGUAUUAAGUAAGGAAUCAAGUUCUUUUGAAUUCAGACAGGAAUCUAAUCCUGUGUUACUCAUUGUCGAUAGAAGAGAUGAUCCAGUUACGCCAUUAUUAAAUCAGUGGACAUAUCAAGCAAUGGUCCAUGAAUUACUAACAAUUAAUAAUAAUCGUGUUAAUUUAUCUCAUGUAAAAGAUAUAUCUAAAGAGUUAAAAGAAGUUGUUCUUAGCGCGGAACAUGAUGAAUUUUAUGCCAAUAACUUGUAUCUAAAUUUUGGAGAAAUUGGACAGACAAUAAAGGAACUGAUGGAUGUAUUUCAAAGAAAGGCAAAAAAUCAACAGAAAGUAGAAAGUAUAGAAGAUAUGAAAAAUUUUGUAGAAACGUAUCCACUCUUCAAAAAAAUGUCUGGAACUGUAACUAAACAUGUAACUGUUGUGGGAGAACUUUCUUCCCUUGUUGGUAAACAUAAUUUGUUGGAAGUAUCGGCAUUAGAACAAGAACUCAGUUGUCAAAAUGAUCAUUCAACACAACUCCAGAGAGUUAAAAAGCUUAUUAACGAUGAGAAAGUAAGAGAACUCGAUGCUGCACGAUUAGUCAUGCUUUAUGCACUUCAUUAUGAGAAUCAUGCAAAUAAUCAGAUUUCUGUCUUGUUAGAUUUAUUGAAGAAAAGGAAUAUUUCAGAGAAAUAUGUUAAGCUUGUUUAUAAUGUAUUAGAAUAUAGUGGUAUUAAUAAUAGGCAAAAUAAUUUAUUUGACAAAGAAUCAGUUGUAAAAAUCACAAAAAAACUAUUUAAAGAAUUGAAUGGAGUAGAUAAUGUAUACACGCAACAUACGCCACUAAUAAAUGAGAUUAUUGAAGAUUUAAUAAAAGGAAGAUUAAAUACGCAAACAUAUCCAUUUUUGGGAAACAUAGUUAUGUCUAAACGGCCACAAGAUAUUAUUGUGUUUAUGAUAGGUGGAACAACAUAUGAAGAAAGUUUAACUAUAUAUAACUUAAACAAACAAAAUCCGGGCGUACAAAUUAUCUUAGGUGGUACUACAAUUCAUAAUUUUGAAAGUUUCAUAGAAGAAAUACAAUGUGCUACUUCUGGAAUUUUUCCAAAACAUAGAUCAAGAAAAAAUUAAUGGCAAAGUUUAUAAUUCCAUUUAUCAUGCAUUUAAAAUGCAAAAUAAUAGCUUAUAUUUCCAAAAAAAUAAACUGUUUAUUAUUGUGAAAUAUAAAACCAUAUAUUUA
This is a messenger RNA of Vespa mandarinia (Asian giant hornet), 2177 nucleotides long. RefSeq names its product vacuolar protein sorting 45 (gene Vps45). Gene Ontology annotation, biological process: vesicle-mediated transport. Lineage: Eukaryota; Metazoa; Arthropoda; Insecta; Hymenoptera; Vespidae. The record is from RefSeq and is a predicted model, not a curated record.